Molecule: messenger RNA, 397 nt
Organism: Racocetra persica
Lineage: Eukaryota; Fungi; Glomeromycota; Glomeromycetes; Diversisporales; Gigasporaceae
Source: the annotation of a GenBank genome assembly
ACAUUGACGCGGACGACCCAUUUGUUUUCUGCUUUGGAUGCGCUCGAAAAGAAUACGGUUUACGUAGGAGAGCGUGUUUUAAAUAUCAUUCCUCGAUCUUCUCAUCAUAUUCGUUUAAUAUGGUCACAACGGAUACUACCUUUCUUCACAUCAGAACAAUUUCCAAAAUAUGGAUUGGAUAUUGAAGUAAGGGAAGAAAACAAAAUUUUUAUAUACGAUACAUCUUUAGAUUCUCGAAUUACUUCUUUAAAACGAAUACCAUUAUGGGAUAAGUUUUUUGAGUCAGUCACUUCAAACGAUAAAAUUUCCAUAAGUGAUUUUAUCCCUUUAUCGGAGGGUUUUGUUAUUCCCAUUAAUGAUACGCAUAAAGUAUUAGAAUGGUUAGAUUCUCAUAUUC